Aedes aegypti (yellow fever mosquito) is the source of this 853-nucleotide messenger RNA. RefSeq lists its product as uncharacterized. The coding region runs from base 212 to 805 and encodes 197 amino acids. Lineage: Eukaryota; Metazoa; Arthropoda; Insecta; Diptera; Culicidae. The transcript has a single exon. The record is from RefSeq and is a predicted model, not a curated record.
ACAAAGCAGAUUAGGAGAUAACAUUUUGGCACCACGCCAGUCCGCACGGUUUAUCAGUAAAAAUAACACUAGAAUUUUCGCUCACUACGUAAAUUGUAACUUUUCUGGUGCUUAUCAAAAUUCUAGUAAGGUGAUAAGAAAUUCUAGCCUCUAUGGUUUUGUCCAGUUAACUCACGGUAGUCGACAGGAUAGCCGGUUUUCCCCAAAUACUAUGAAAAGGAUGGCCAGCAGUGCAACUCCCGAAGAGUAUCAGGAAGCGAUGGCCAAAGUGACCCUGGUGGAACGAAACCCGUGCCCAAAUGGAACCCAAAUCGUAAGCCUUUACCGAAGCGGGCGACGCGAGGCGGAAGACAUAGUCGAAUUGGCGAAGGAAAUUCAAUCAGCCGAAAUUCAAGUGAAGAACAAUGCCUGCGCUAAACUGCUGGUCAUCGCGGAACAGGUCAAAUUCCUACAGGAACAGGCUCGAAAGAUCCUGGAAGAGACACAGUCGGCCCAGGAUCUGCAUCAAGCUGCUUGCAAUUUCAAGAAGAUCCCUGGCCACAUCUACCAUCUAUACAAGCGGGAUUCCGGACAGACGUACUUUAGCAUGCUUUCGCCGGAAGAAUGGGGAACGGGCGGAUGUGGCCACGCGUACCAAGGAAGCUAUCGGCUGGAGCACGACCAAACGUGGACGGCCGUCGAGAAGCUACAGGAAGUGAGCAAUAAUCUCAAGUGGGCGCGCAGCCUGGUGGACGCUUCCGGGACGAAACGAGCAGAUUUGCUGUCGAUAGGAAGUGUUGCCUCCUCGGAGGCAAUGGAAAUGUAAGUGAUGUUAAAUUUUUAUGAGGAGUAAUGUGAGAUGUGAAUUGGCGAA